AUGAAACUUUUGGAAAGUAAAGGAAGUGAAAGUGAGGAGUUUGCUCCUGAUCUGUCCGACAGAGAACUGCACUCACGAACAUCGGAACAACGCAUCAUUCCUGUGCUGUAUUUUAUUACAGGCUAUGAUAACAUGAACAACAAAGACCUUCCUGAAAACUGGGUUAAGCUACUUCAUGACUCUGGUUUAAUUAUGUAUUUCAAUCCCACAAUCGGAGUCGCUACUCUUUCUCGUCCCUUUAUGGUCACUUCGGAGAGCGUCAAAAGUACCACUAUUCCUAUUUUCGCUAUCCCUUGCUUGAAUUACCUAUGCAGUAAAUUGGCUCCAAAAGAAUCCUUAAGUUCAAAGGCUUCAGUUGUCGGUAAAUCAUUGGAUGAUAACAAGGAUCAACAACGGGAUUUUCUCGAGAGUAAGGAAAAUGGUACUCAUGAAUGUUCUUGCAAAGGCGGUGGCAAUGAUUGUUGUGGUGCACUUGUGAACGGGGAAGACGCAUUUGAAGUUGCUGAAAAAGAAAAAGAGGAAGGUGAGUUGACAACAGACGAAGAAGAGGAGGAAAAUGAAGGCGAGGACGGUGAACCAGAAGAUUUACCACCGCCGACCAAACGUCUCUGUUGGAGAAGCGGUAAUAGGCCUUUCAUUUCAUCAGAUAAACCCAAUACUGCAGUUGAUAGUUUUAAUUCUCUUAGUCAGCACAUUCUUGAGAAUCAAGCACCUUUGGUCAUGGAGUCCAGUUUGGCAUCCCAGAAGGAAAAUUUGAUGCAACAAGGAUCGCUGCCUGAGCAGCAAAAUGAUGGCGAUGUGCAUAAUUCAAAGCUAUUAACCCCUGAAGAAGUGCGGGAAUAUUGCAACAAGUUAUUCAAAUUCAAGAAAACCGGUGCUGUAACUUUCAGGAAUCGUUGGGAGCGCCUUCGUUUCUAUCGCACAAAGAGGGGCAAUCAACGGAUGAACGAUGGUGAUGGAUCUUGCGAAGACACAGAGGGCAACUCGAUGGAACAACGAGCUAAAGAACGCAUCUUCCGACUGUUCGACAAGUCUCCAAUCUGCAUUCUGCACGAGUAUUGCCAAAGCGUUCUGCAUGUGCAGUCAAACUUCAAACCUUUGAUGAUUGAAAAUGACAAACAACUCUUCCAUUAUGCCAUUGUUAUCAACAAUGUAACGUAUCCAACUGGAUCAGGAAACAGUAAAAAAUCGGCUCGAUCUGAAGCUGCUCGCUUGGCUUUGUUCAAAAUAUUGCCGGAGUAUAAAGCGUUUUUUGAAGAGAAGAAACAGUCGGGAUCGAUGACUAUGGAGUUGACUGGAUCUAUGUUGUCUGAGGCUGAUAUCGACCUCUUCCGAACAGUACCAGUUACGGAUAGACAGGUUUAUGACAUAGUGGCCUCCAGGCAACUGAACUGCGCCGCUCCAUACGCCAUAUUUGGGGAGUAUGUCAAACGUCACUGCAUUCCAGAGAGUGAUGUGCAUUCAAAUAUGAAUAUUCAUAGCAAGAAUAAUCACAUUUACGAAAUCAGUAUUGGACAAAAUCGUGUACAAGUUCACUGCAAAAAUAAACGCGCUGGUCGCAACUAUGCAGCCCAAGAGAUGCUAGCUAAACUACAUCCACAGGUCAAAACUUGGGCUGACCUUCUUGAACUCUAUGGUCCGAACACUAAGCCUGACAGGAAGUCGGACAACGAAGCUAUUCUCGACGCACAAACAAGACAUUCUAAUUCGGUCAAAACAGGUGUCAUUCGGAUUUUGAAGGCGAAAAUGCUGGAAUUAAGCAAUCAGUGGGAGGCGGCUGAGGAUGGAAAAAGGAAGGGGAAGUUCAAUGUGUCACCUAAUCAUCUCCCCGUGGUAUAUUUUCACCCGGAUUCUGCCACAAACGUAUAUUCCUACCCGCCUCCUAAUCCCACUUGUCCUGAACUGACCUGA
Molecule: messenger RNA, 1911 nt
Organism: Hydatigera taeniaeformis
Lineage: Eukaryota; Metazoa; Platyhelminthes; Cestoda; Cyclophyllidea; Taeniidae
Source: the annotation of a GenBank genome assembly